AUGGAGGAGGCGAUGUCCCAUGGCAUAAAUCCUCGACGGAAGCGAGCCAGCAAAGCUUGUGUAGCCUGUCGCUCCCGCAAAGUCCGAUGCGAUGUCACUCAUAGACCGCAUCAGUGCACCAAUUGUGCCCUUGAUAACAUUCAAUGUGUUGUUAAAGACAGACGCACCAAAUAUCGCAAACGCUCUCCCGUCGUUGUCGAAAAACAGCAGCGGACACAGUUCAGAAACAGUUUGCAGGUAAUUUUACCAAAGGACCCAAGCUCUGCUGCAUCGGAUGAUCUGGAUUCGCCAAACGAUGCAUGUCUAGAGCCAGAUCUCUCAGUGGAAUGUGGUCCUGAAAGCCCAUCUAUGUGCUUCGAGUCGCUUUGGGAUCAACCUGAGAUAGAUUACCCUGCCGAGCGACUCAUUCGAGGUGCGGCAGAAAAUUAUGCGAAGGAACCUGGAAUCUUUGAGAUGGUUCUAAACCAGCGCAAAGAUUCUGACUUCACCAUUAUCUCGGAAAACUCUCGGGUUCAUCAAACGGAGCCUAAGCCAGCCUCAAGCUCCGAUGCAAAGCUGUCCGGUCAAUCGCACAUCAUAUACUCUUAUUACUCUUUCCUUGAUCUCGAUAUCUCUGGCUUGUUACCUGAUGAUAUAAACUAUCUCGAAGCCCAAGGCUGCUUUCGAGUCCCCACUCCAGAAGCUUUGGAUGAAUUUGUCCAAGAGUACUUUUUACAUGUUCACCCGGCGCUUCCGUUGUUAGAUGAAGCCUGGUUCUGGGCCAUCUUUACACGACCUGUACGCGGCAGAUCAAAUCUAUCUCUCUUCGUCUUCCAGGCCAUGCUAUUUACUGCAUGUAGUUUCCUACCAUUUUCAACCCUCCGAAGUCUUGGAUUUGCUUCAGUACACAAUGCACGAGACACAUACUACCGUCGCAGUAAGCUCUUGUUUGAUCUUUGCAGUGAGAGGAACCUUGUGUCUAGUGCGCAGGGAGCACUUUUAUUGUCAUACAAUGGAACAAUGAAGGAUCAGAAACGCACGAAUUCUAUUUGGCUCUCAACUGCAAUCCACCUAGCUCAGGCCGCAGGUGCGGAUCAAUUUCAUACCAGCUUAAACCCGAGUUUGACUACGGUAAAUGAGCUAAAACGACUGUGGUGGUGCUGUAUAGUACGGGACCGAAUCCUACCUCUUGGGAUGCGAAGACAACUACACAUUACAUCGCUCGAUGUGGCGCACGGAAGCUACUUGCCUACUGAGAAAGAUUUCUCGCGAGAGAUUGACGGGUCUCGGGUCUACGCACCACAGACGAAACGAACGCUAGUCCAGUUAUUUAUCACGCUGUGUGAACUGACUGUUCCGCUCACUGAUGUCAUCAAGAUCGUCUAUCCUACCGGCCGCUUGACUGAUAUUCAUUCUCCGGUUGUUCAUGAUGCCCAACAAGGAAGGGAUUCGCUGCAGUCUUGUGAGGCUGGCUUGGAGGCUUGGUUCGAAAGGGCAACGAUCCAGUUUCCAACCCCUGCCGGCAUCAUCACUCGCGAAGAGUCUCUUGUGUUAUACACAAACUUACUCUACAUAUACUAUCACGCUGCUUGCUUUGCACUUUAUCAGCACAAGGCCUUCAUUAUUAGCCAGGAACAGGCCAAAGUGACUUCAGAGCUGCAAUGGACCAAAAGCAAAAUCGAGGAUGCUGCCCUCGGCAUUACAGAGAAUCUGAAAGAGCUUAUCCAACUGAGGUUGGAAAGGUUCUUGCCAAUCAGCAUUGCUGCAUAUAUUGCUGUUCCCCUGGUGCUCCACAUCCUUGAUGUUAGACUUGCAAAGAGGCCACUACAAAUAGCCCAGAAGCAAGGAAAGCUAAAUGUUUAUAUUGAAACUAUGAAGGCUAUGCAGAAGCUCUAUGAUGGAGUUGAUGAUGUAUGGACCUUUAUCAGAACAGCUAUCGAUUAUGCAACUGUACAGGACGCAGAGAAUGAGACAAGUUUACAGAAUGGUUAUAGCAUUAACGCUGUCGGUUGUCUCGGAUCGAAAUCCAAUCUAACCAACGACAACGAGUAUGCCAAUGAUUGGGGUAAUGUCCUCGUCAUGGAACCUGUUUUAUACUUCCGGCUUUCUCGAACUAUCGACCACUCGUUAGCUCUCGGGCGAUAUUCAGAGGACUCUACACUUGGACUCGCUGCACCUCAUUCAGCGCGUUUGCCUUCCCCUAGACUGUUUGUCAUCGACAUAGGUUCUCCCGAACAAAACGUCGAUGCCACCACUUGCAAGCAUGACAAAGCAUCUGUGGAUAACGGGGAUAAAGAAUCCGACGUUGGGCAAGAUCAGCUUUUAUCAGCACCUCAAAUGCUAGAGGAUAUUAAUGAGUUUAUUACUUAUGACUUUGGAAUGGAGGAUCUGUAAGCUCUGGUCAAGUUAAAGAGGCUUAAACUAGAAGUUAAAGAUAUUGGUAGCUUUAAUAUAUAAUAUUAGAGUAAAGUGUGU
Molecule: messenger RNA, 2454 nt
Organism: Fusarium oxysporum Fo47
Lineage: Eukaryota; Fungi; Ascomycota; Sordariomycetes; Hypocreales; Nectriaceae
Exons: 6
Coding region: 1-2373 (790 amino acids)
Biological process (GO): DNA-templated transcription; regulation of DNA-templated transcription
Molecular function (GO): DNA-binding transcription factor activity, RNA polymerase II-specific; DNA binding; zinc ion binding
Source: RefSeq, a predicted model, not a curated record